Molecule: messenger RNA, 579 nt
Organism: Entrophospora sp. SA101
Lineage: Eukaryota; Fungi; Glomeromycota; Glomeromycetes; Entrophosporales; Entrophosporaceae
Source: the annotation of a GenBank genome assembly
AUGUCUGAUAAGAAAAUCGCCAAAAGAGCUGGACAGCUUACCAGUAAUGAAACAGCAAAGCAAAUUGCACAAGCUCUUUGUGAUUUAGAGACUACAGUUGUAGAUUUAAAAAAAGAAUUAAAACCUUUACAAAUCACUGAUGCCAAAGAGUAUGAAUUAGGUGAAGGAAAAAAGGCUAUUGUGAUUUUUGUUCCAGUUCCACUUUUAAAACAAUUUCAUAACAUUCAACCAAAGCUCACACGUGAAUUAGAAAAAAAAUUUUCAGAUAGCCACGUUAUGUUUAUUGCAGAUAGAAGAAUUCUACCUAAACCAGGCCAUAGAUCUCGUGUUAAACAAUUACGUCCUCGAUCACGUACUCUUACCUCAGUACAUGAAAAAUAUUUGGAGGACUUGGUAUAUCCGAUAGAAAUUAUUGGGAAAAGAACACGUGUUAAGACAGAUGGCAGCAAAGUCAUUAAAGUACGCCUUGAUAGCAAAGAUCAAUCAUUGGAGCAUAAGAUCGACACUUUUAAAGCUGUUUACAAGAAUCUUACUAGUAAAGAUGUCCAAUUUGAGUUUUAUGCUUAUCCACUUGAAUAA